This is a messenger RNA of Hibiscus syriacus, 375 nucleotides long. RefSeq lists its product as uncharacterized. Bases 1 to 375 code for a protein of 124 amino acids. Lineage: Eukaryota; Viridiplantae; Streptophyta; Magnoliopsida; Malvales; Malvaceae. The record is from RefSeq and is a predicted model, not a curated record. The transcript has a single exon.
AUGGGCAAUAGUUUAAGGUGUUGUUUGGCUUGUGUUCUUCCAUGUGGAGCCCUGGACUUGAUCCGCAUCGUCCAUUUGAACGGACAUGUCGAAGAAAUUACACGUCCAGUCACCGCCGGCGAGAUCCUCAAGGCCAACCCCAAUCAUGUGGUUGUCCAAACCAUCUCUCAGCGUCAGAUUUCGAUCAUCUCGCCUGAAUCUCAUCUCAGAAGAGGCGGCAUUUACUUUUUGAUCCCAGACAAGAAAAACAGCGCCAUGCACCAUAACAAAUCAUCCAGAAGAAACAUUCCUCGAGUAAGGAUCGCGGCCGCCCCAGCACAGUCAUGUCGGAGUAUGGCGGCCUCAUCUCGCCAUCAUCUCCGAAGUACUAAUUAG